GUCACGUGGUCACGUGACUAGGAACCAUUAUCCCAAACAUAGCAUCCACGUGGCGCUCCCAAAGCACCGCACCGCUCCCAAAGCGCAACCAGUCUCGAGUUAAAUAUAGCCGUCCCCGUAGCGGCGCUGGCAUCUUGUGGGCCGGCCGGGUGCUACAUUGGUUCCAUGCCGAGAAUGUUUGUUUUGCUCGCCCGGUCGCCUUCCUGACAGAGACUUAAUCCUAGCUACUUACACAACACCGGUUCGUUCUAGUCAGAGUACCGGGACUCAGCGAGAGAGACCGAGACAUCCAUGUAUCGUCUUGCUACCACAGACUCUUUAGAAUCGAGGCAACACUGUCUUAAAGGGUUUCUGAGGGAGUACUAAUUCUUAAAGGAUCCGGAGUUUCUUGAGACUGACGGAAUAUGCUGAUACGCCAUGCAUCAGUACGCAUAGGACAAGCAUGUAAGUGAUGUGCUGGGACCGUGAGGUCAGAUGAGAUGAGGCCGUUCCAAUGGAUGCUACAGGAAGCAAUCGUCAUGUUGUUGUGGCAAGGGAUACUACUAGUGAGCAACACAGACAGUAUGGCCACGAAGGCACCGAGAAAACCAUCCCACAUCAACCCACCGAACACUGACAAACACUCCGGCGGUCGUUCGUUUGAGUUCGCCCGAAGACUUAGGCAGGGGAGAUCGGCGGCAUCGGGCAUGCUUGUACGACGGGAUAACGCCGUUCAGGAGUGGUCUCUGUCGGACUACGUGGUCUACAGGAGACAAGCGGACAGAAAGAGGAGAGAGAAUUCUUCUGGGUUUGACCACGCCAGUGCUACGGGUCACCCGGCGGGUUCUACAACUCGCCGCCCUCCGCUAAACGUAGGAGACUCCCACGAGGGGGUUACCUCUCCAGCCCCGCCGGUUUCGACAACACCGGUGUCUCGUUGCUACUACUACGGGUGUUCGGACGACGACGCCGGCCCACCGGCUUGCUAUUUCACGCUACACGGAAGAGAUCUAGACGUGCCACCAAACGUGCCGUGUGUGUGCGUCUGCUCGCCUGACGUCGACGCGUCGGAUUUGAUGAUGACCACACCCGUCCCCAGCUACGACAGCAACGACUACGUCGACUACGCUGCCGCGCUGAACUCACGCACGCCGCGUAGAGGCGACGUCAAUAACUCUAUCUCCGUCAUUGUCUUCCUCAUCAUCUACAUGUUUGUAGUCGUAGGUUACCUCAAACUGACAGUGAAAUGGUAUUAGGGGGGAUACGCCAAAAAGCAGUUACUGUAAUUGCAUUUAAGUUCACGGGGAUUUGAUUUCGCGGUAGCGGGGAAAGGACUUUUCGCGGUGGUUUUAAGUUCACGGUAGCACCAUGCACUGUCGUCUCUUACUGCCAUGGACAAAAUGUUCGAGGUGGUUUUCAGUUCGCGGUACGCGGUAAAUUUGCAACGCGAAAACCGCGAACAUAAAACCACUGGGAACAUUUAAUAUGCAUUUAUAGUACUCAUACAAGCAACUGGAUAUGAUUUGGGAGACUAUCUUUCGUCAGUGACACUGAAGUGAUCUGGUAUCUAGCUCUGGUGACCUAUUGGAAUCCAAAAUUGUCUUGAGCUUGUCUUGCCUUGUUUUCUUUUGGACAUCCAAAGUUGUCUACAGCUCUUUUGUAUCUACAGUUAGGGUAUAAAAGACUAGUUUCUCCCAGAUCACUUCAAAGGUGAUUUUUAACCUCCUUGGUGUCACUGACGAAAGAUGUUGAAUAUUAUAUAUCUGAAACGUCUGACCGUUUCCAAAAUCGUAUCCAGUUGCUUGAGUAAUUGUUUUUGGUGUAUUUUAUUACCUGGAUGUCUAACGAAGUAUUAGGGGGAUCUUUAAGUAGAUGUUCCGAGGGAAGAUCGUAACCGUCGAAUUCUCUAAAGGUCGUACACUCGACGUACGAUCGACGUACGGUCUCAAGCUGGGGGCAUUUUUAAGAUGUGUCGUACGAACUCUGAUUAGAUGCUGCGACAUCUGUAAGAUACCUCAAUUAUUGAAAUAGGGAGUCACCACACCUAAUACGGGAGUUUUCAGAUACAAAUAUCAUAUGUAUCCACAAUAAGAAUUUUUCGUUUAGGAACUGGACAUUGCCUUUCAAGAACUUUCUUGGUCGACUCUUAAAGUUGAUUACUUCAGACUUGCAAUUGAUCUGUAAAAGAUUGGCGAAGUGUAGAGACAAGUUUGUACGCAUCACUGUAGUAACACUUAUGUCAUCACGUUUCCUUGCUGUUUCAGUAGCAGGGUCUAUUUCUUACAAGGAAGGGUUGCUAGUCCUUCCCCUCAAUGUGCUUUAAGCUAAGGGCAAAACCCGCAGUACGUGCAAUUAGUCCGUACGACUUUGUAGGAGGCCACGUCCACCACGUAUUCCUGAAAACGUUAAGGCUAUACAGGACAGACGCGUCGCCCGUACUGGCACGUACAGGGGGCAAAUCCAGACAGAUGGCACACAA
This is a messenger RNA of Branchiostoma floridae (Florida lancelet), 2458 nucleotides long. RefSeq lists its product as uncharacterized. The coding region runs from base 480 to 1235 and encodes 251 amino acids. Lineage: Eukaryota; Metazoa; Chordata; Leptocardii; Amphioxiformes; Branchiostomatidae. The transcript is spliced from 2 exons. The record is from RefSeq and is a predicted model, not a curated record.